This is a messenger RNA of Aegilops tauschii subsp. strangulata, 1152 nucleotides long. RefSeq lists its product as uncharacterized. NCBI's taxonomy places the organism in Eukaryota, Viridiplantae, Streptophyta, Magnoliopsida, Poales, Poaceae. The record is from RefSeq and is a predicted model, not a curated record.
CCUCACCCGCACCCCCUUCCGAACACCGCAACAUUUCCCCUUUCCCCUUCGUUCCUCUCGCCCUCGCUCCAAAUCUCCGAUGCGACGGUCGUCGCGGCGUCCAGCUCCCGGGGCGGCGAAGCUGACGCGAGGUCGACGAGGGGAGGCGCGCGAGGAGGUCCGCGAGGAGGCGGCUGAAGACAUGGACGGCGACAAUCUGCAGGACAGUGAUCCAAAAAUGGAUGAUGAUGAAUCUUCCGAUGGGUCGUUUUCAACGCGCUUUUCAGCUAGCCGUUUGCGUGAGGUUGCAGAGAAGGAGCUGAAUGCUAACAAGAGGGCAGUGCUAGAGAAGUCGAGUUUUGGUUCGUUGUUGAAGAUCAGACCAUUUUCUGUACCUCUUGAGCUGAUUGACUGGGUAGUUAUGAGAAUUGACACUAAGCAUUCUUUGUUCAGCCAUAAAAAGAAGACUAUAUUGUUCACUAGAGACAUGGUGCAAAAAAAAAUUAAUGUCCCAUCCGGACCAAGGGUAGUGGAGCUGCUGAAGAGGAACGAACGUUGCGAGCUGCGCGACAUAUAUCGAGAAGGCACAAGGGCUCCAAUUAAGAAAUCCAUUUCUGUAAUCAAGAAAGCAUCGGAUAAUGAUGUUGUUACUUUAUAGAGGACUUGGGUUCUUUUAUGCCUUGCUCUCGUGCUAGUUCCUGGCACCGGCAACAUGGUCUCGUUGGACUACCUUGCUAGCUUGAAGGACUUGGAUGAACUAAAUGAGUUUGCGUGGGACGAGCAUGUGUUGGCAACUGCGUUGAGGGAGGCGAGGAAUUACCAACUAAAGAGGGAGGCUGGGGCAAGUGGCUUCUGGAUAGGGGGUUGUCUACCUAUGUUCGUGGUAUGCCAAACGCAAAUCAUUUUUGUCUAUGUUUUCAUUGGUUCAUAUUUUUGCUUUACUUUAUUUUAUUUUAUUCUGCUCGCAACAAUCAUAUGUACGAUACAACCUUCUGAUUUGUUUUCUUUUUCAAAAAUAUAUGUAGUUAAUUUACAUGGAUUUCCUGGAUGUGCCUCGGUCAUUGAUUAGUGAGGAGACGUUCAACUACUCGCUGCCCAGGGCUUGCUUUGUGUGCAAUGCAGAUUUUGAGCUUGUUAAAGAAUUUGACAGGAACAAGCUCACCCUCAAGAAGG